This is a messenger RNA of Aureobasidium uvarum, 669 nucleotides long. The record is from the annotation of a GenBank genome assembly. NCBI's taxonomy places the organism in Eukaryota, Fungi, Ascomycota, Dothideomycetes, Dothideales, Saccotheciaceae.
AUGGCUAGCACAUCAAACGACGUGGACUAUCCAUCGCCGGAGACACCAUCAGAAGGCCUUCCAACACCAGGAGAACAUGCACGUCUUCAUCACCUACUCGCUAUGGUCGAUGAGCCAGAGCAACCGCCUUAUAUUCGAUCCCGCAUGCAUUCGAUGACGCCUACGCUACACGAGGACUACAACGACCGCCGCAGCUCAAGAACCACGAAAAGAUAUUCUUACAGCUCAAUGAAUGAGAAGGAAGUAGACAACCGCGAACACAUGAUCCAGCAAAAGUAUGCCGAACGUCUUUGCUCCAAGUGCAAACACCUGGAUCGGGAUCAGGAAGCAGCGCUGGAGGCAAUGCAAAUCGUACCGCCUGAAAAGGAAGAAGAUAGUAAGAUUGUCACCUGGGAUGGCGAACAUGAUCCGAAGAAGCCGAUGAACAUGUCCGAGGCACGUAAAUGGAUGAUAGUCAUCUCGACUGGCUUGAUGACUUUCUGUGUUUCGUUUGCCAGUUCAGUCUUCUCGACUACGACGUUCGUAACGGCAGAACUGUUUGGUGUUAGCAGUGAGGUCAUGAUUCUGGGUCUUUCGCUAUAUGUGCUUGGCUUUGCUUUCGGUAAGUUGUUCGUCGUUAUUGUUUUUUUUUUUUUGAACGAGCUGCUAAGGAAUUUACAGGGCCCUUGA